Molecule: messenger RNA, 2902 nt
Organism: Vidua chalybeata
Lineage: Eukaryota; Metazoa; Chordata; Aves; Passeriformes; Viduidae
Product: Fc receptor-like protein 2
Exons: 13
Coding region: 1-2235 (744 amino acids)
Biological process (GO): cell surface receptor signaling pathway
Molecular function (GO): transmembrane signaling receptor activity
Source: RefSeq, a predicted model, not a curated record
AUGGACACUGAAGCUGCCGCUCCCUGUUUGUCCCCUCUCGGUGACACCGGCCCGGGGCUCGGGGACCUGCGGCGGUGCCGCCCCGUCACCACGGACACCGAUCCCGCGGCUGGAGCCCGGCAGCAGCACCGGGAGCGCCCCGAGAGCCGCGGGACGGAGCCGGGGGUGUCCCUAAACGCCGCCCCAAAGCUCGCCCCAUCCCCGCCCCAGCCCUGCCCGCUGCCCCCGGUGCCCAAAGCCCCGCACCCGGCGCUCCCCGAGCUGCGUCUGAGCCCCGGAGCUGCUGCGGAGCCUCGGCCGGGCCCGGGCCUGGGGCGGGCGGGGGCGCCGGGAGGUGCCGGGAGGGCGGAGGGGAGCGGGGACCCCGGGGAGGAGCCCCCGGCACCGCGGGAGCGGAGUCCUGGCCUCGGGUCGCUGUCGCGGGUCGCGGCCGCCGUCGCGCUGCGAGGGCCGGGACUGUCCCGGGCUGCGGGGACCGACGGUGGCGAUGUGUCCCGAGCGGCGAGCCACCAGGCUGGGGACAGGUGGCCCUGGCAGCCAGUGACAGCCAGUCCACAUGGCUGGGGACAGCGGGAUGGCCGGGAAGCCCAGACCCUCGGCCUCGCUGGUGCCCAGACCCCCCAGCUCCUCGUGGAUCCCCCCUGGGAGCCGGCGGUGCUGUGGGACGAGGUGACACUGACCUGCCAGGGCUCGGGGACCGCCGGUGCCACCACCUGGUACAAGGACAGGCGGUACAGGGGACAGCAAGGACGACACCGCGUCACUGUCACCGAGAGUGGCACCUACCGGUGUGCCAGACCCGGCAGUGGGCACAGCCUCCCCGUGACUGUCUCAGACGACUGGCUGGUGCUGCAGGUGCCGGCGCGGGCGCUGCUGGAGGGGGACACGGUGACACUGCGCUGCCGGGGCUGGCGGGACAAAAAGGUCACCGAGGUGUCCUUCUACCACGAGGGGCAGGAACUGGGGCUGCUCCCCGAUGGGACCGAGCUGUCCCUGUCGCCUCUGGAGCUGCACCACAGCGGCCGCUACCGCUGCAAGGGCCGGCUGGGAUGGUGGGAGUGGAAGGAGUCAGCGCCGGUGACAGUGACAGUGCAGGAGCUCUUCCCUGUGCCGGUGCUGGAGGGUCCCCCCGAGCCCACCGAGGGGUCCCCCCUGAAUCUCAGCUGCCUCAGCACCCCCAGCCCCCUGCGGCCCCGAGCCCGCCUCCUGCACGUGUUCUACCGGGACGGGCAGAGGGUGGGGGGCCCGCAGGGGUCCCCGCAGCUGCUGGUGCCCGCCGUGGGGGUCUCCCACUCGGGGAAUUACAGCUGCGAGGUGCGCUCCGAGGGGGGGGCCGUGCGGAAGAGCAGCGCCCGGCUCCGCGUCACGGUGCGCAGGGUCCCGCCCUCGGGGGUGUCCCUGUGGGCACAGCCCCCCGGGGGACAGGUGGCACUGGGGGACCGCCUGGUGCUGAGCUGCGCGGUGGCCACGGGGACAGGUCCCCGGUCCUUCUCCUGGCACCGGGAGGGCUCGGGGGCACCGCUGGGCACCGGCCCCCACCUGGAGCUGCCCCACGUUGGGGACAAUGACAGCGGCCACUACCGGUGCCGGGUCAGCGAUGGGGACAGCGUGGCCGAGAGUGACCCCCUGAAUGUCACCGUCCUGGUGCCCGUGGCCAAUGCCACCAUCACCCCCGCUCCCCCGGCACACCAGGUGUGCCCAGGUGACCCCGUGACCCUGCGCUGCUCAGUGCAGGUGGGCUCAGCCCCUGUCACCUUCACCUGGCUGCACAACGGGCAGGAGGUGGCCCGGGGUCCCCUCCUGGAGCUUGGGAACGUCAGUGUGGCACAUUCGGGCACCUACCAGUGCGUGGCCACCAACCAGCUGGGACAGGACGAGCACCGGGCACUCAGCCCAGAGCUGGCACUGACGGUGACACCGUGGGGCCACAGGGACACAGCAGUGGCCGCAGGGGUUGGCGGGUCCCUCCUGGCCCUGGUCCUGCUCGUGGGUGCCAUCGUGGGCUGGCAGCGGUGCCACCACCGGGCCUCCAGGACCCCCCAGGACAGGACCCCCGUGGUGCCCCCCGAGGGGGGGGAGGUGCUCUACACCCACGUGGUGCCCACCGCGAGGGCAGCGGGUGAGCGGGGACAGGGACCUGGUGCCACCCCCGAGGCCCCCCAGGUGACGUACGCGGAGCUGCCGGGCCCGCGGUGGCACCCAGGGGACAGCGGUGACUACGAGAACGUGCUGUGACACUGCGGUGGCACCGGGGGGUGGCACCGGGUCCCCAAAUGCCACCCAGGGGACAGCGGCGACAUCGACGAGACCGUGCUGUGACACUGCGGUGGCACUGGGUGGCACUGGGGACAGCCACCCACGUGUGUCCCCUCAUCCCGUGGGUGCCCAGCCUGCCCGUGGCCACCGCGACCUGGCCUUGUCCCUGUCCUUGUCCCUGUCCCCUGGCCGUGGCUACUGAGAUCUGGCGGCAGCUGGCCCUGUCCCCUCCCUGGGGCCACUGGGACCUGGCUCUGUCCCCUGCCCCUGGCCACCAGGACAUGUCCCUGUCCUUGUCCCUGUCCCUGUCCCUGUCCCUGUCCCUGUCCUGUCCCUGUCCCUGUCCCUGUCCCUGUCCCUGUCCUUGUCCCUGUCCCUGUCCCUGUCCCUGUCCUUGUCCCUGUCCCUGUCCUUGUCCCUGUCCCUGUCCCUGUCCUGUCCCUGUCCCUGUCCUUGUCCCUGUCCUUGUCCCUGUCCCUGUCCCUGUCCCUGUCCCUGUCCCUGUCCUUGUCCCUGUCCCUGUCCCUGUCCUUGUCCUUGUCCCUGUCCUUGUCCCUGUCCCUGUCCUUGUCCCUGUCCUUGUCCCUGUCCCUGUCCCUGUCCCUGUCCUUGUCCCUGUCCUUGUCCCUGUCCCUGUCCCUGUCCC